AUGGAGACUGGCAAGCCAGGAUUGGCGAGUGCUCCGGUGCACAUCAGCUCUGUCGCAGCGCAGGCAGAGAAAAGGAUGGACAUCCAGGCCCCUCUAACGGCUGUUUAUAUCCACACAGUGCCUGCUUUACCAGCGCAGCCUUACCCUCAGCCUCCUGCAGCUGCCCGGGAGCCGGCCACACUCCAUCUGGCCAUGCCGCCGCUCUACUCCAAGGAGACGCUUCCCUUCUUGACACUCCAUAUUGCUGGUGGGCUGCAGUCUCAGCCGGGAUUGAGUCUGGCAGCUGCUGCUCCUGCAGUUAGACCCAAGUCUGCAGGAAAACACGUGUGUCCUCACUGCGGAAGGGACUGCAUGAAGCCCAGUGUACUGGAGAAGCAUCUCCGCUGCCACACCGGGGAGCGGCCUUACCCCUGCACCACCUGCGGAGUUUCUUUUAAGACUCAGAGCAACCUCUACAAACACAGACGCACUCAGGCUCACGCUCGCCUCUCGUCCGAGUCCGAGCAGGGAAGUCUGGGCAGCCUAGACGGUAUGUCCAGUUCAAGAGAGACUUGUGCCUCCAGUUUGUCUUUGGAUGAGUCGGGCAGCGUGGAGAAGGAGGCCACACUACCUGCUGCUGAGAGCAGUCCAGCCAGUACUACAAGGGCCUUCUCUGUAAAGACACAAAGUUCUGUCAGUGAACAAAGUGGGCUGACCCUCACAGCUCACAAUACAAAUCCAAAUGAAAGUGACAGAGUAGCAAAUGAAGAGGAUAAACAGCAGCUGGAAAAUGAAAAACCUUCUUUGAGUGUUAGUCGACAUCUUCCCCUCCAGAGACAAGAGGCCACUCUGUUCUCCAAGCAGUGGGAGAGUUCAGUAUCCAGAGGGAAAUCACAGAGUCAUGAGAGCACAGACUCUGGCUUCAGCGAGAGCAGUGACCACUAUAUGAGCCCCAGCAGCAUUUUACCAGACCACAGUAUGGAUUCCCUCACUGAAUCCACCAAGGAGCAUCUCAAAGAAACUGCCAGGACGGACACACCUUCAGAAACGGGCCACAGUGGACCAGAGGCCAAAGACACUGUGAGGGAGCAGGAGACACUGGAGGAGCGAAUAUCGAAGCUGAUUUCAGAAAAUACAGCUGUUGUCGAGGACAAACAGCUGGAGAAUGUGAGGCCACGGAAGACAGUUUUAUCAAAGCAGGGCAGCAUUGACCUCCCCAUGCCGUACACGUACAAGGACUCCUUCCACUUUGACAUGAGGAUCAAUCAGAAUCAGAAUUUUGGCUUACAAAGAAACAGAAGGCCAGAAUUGUACAGUUCUGUUCCCACUCAGUGCUCCUCCAGCAUGGAGCAUGCACCCUUAACCCGCAGCAAUUCCCUCCCCUUCAGCGUUACCCUCCUGCAGCCUGAGAGGAGCAGCCCAAAUUCCUCCUAUCAGAGCGAUUAUGUAACACUCGCACGGAGGGGAAGCUCUGGCCAGAUAAACCCAACAGGUUUCACGAUCAAGCCUGUGAACCAGCACUCGUCCACCCACCGCCCACUGGUCCGGCAGACAGCCGUAGACUGCAACCACGCAACAGACGGUCUCUUCAGGAAUUCAUCUGUGGAGGAGGCGUGCACCAGCAGUCUCAGCUGCGACGGGGACGGCGGUGACAUUUGUGGAGAGCCAAGCAACAGAAAGUUCCGGAGGAAGAAAGCGCAGAAGUUUGCCUACAACAAGUGGUACAUGUACGGGGGAGGAACAUUUAAAAAGCUCUACAAUGCUGAGAAAAGUGGUGAUAACAGUGUUAUCAAAGGCAGGAAAUGCUCGACAAACCCAGAGCAUGAGGUGGUUCAGGCUCUACAGAAGAGGUUGUCAGUGGUUCAUAAGGAGACGUUAACAACAAGUGGCUCAACAACAAACUUAACAAACAGCAGUGUGAUGAUGGGCCACCCAGGCUGCCCUCCUGCCAAUCUAUCGCUUGUCCCUCCUGUGGAUUGUAAUCUACAAACCAGCCAUCUUAAUUCAUCGAGCAGCUCUCUCAAGGCUACACUCCAGAGAAAUUUGUCUUUGUCAAUUCUGCCAGUACCUUCUAUUGGAUCACUGGUUAGUCACAAAACAGACUGUGUAAACAGAACAGAGGCUGGGAGGUUGAUUAAUGAAGAAAAACAUACUGAUUCCUCCUCGCAGAUCUGUGGAGCCCAUAUUCCUUCGGACAGGAAAAAGCAAAGAACUGAUGACAAAAUAAUUUUCCCUCUGGACAUGGAGACUGACCCAAAAACACUGACUCAUCCCCCUCCAUGUGUCACUGGCAGUGUGUCUAAGCAGGAUACAAAUCUCACUUAUAUCCGCCCUCAAAAAAAUCCAAAACAUACUCAGCUCCAAGGAGCUCUUUUCCCAUCAUGCAUAAUCAAUGCAAAUGCACCGUCUGUUAGCACCUCACCAGCCACUUCCAUCCCACCUGCUGCCAAGAGCAGCUUCCUGCCCAAAUACCAGCUCAAGUUACCUAACGCUGCCGAACCUAAUUCAAAUCCGUCACCACAAGUUGUAGAUACCCCGACCCGCACUUUCACCUCUCCUCCCACUGAGCAGGCCUCACCGUCGAUCACAACUUGUGAAAAGAAUUGCCUGAAUUCUGUCACUUCACCAGUGAUGCAAACUUGUGAAAUCAAGACAACAAAUGCUUUUAGUUCUCUGCAAGACAAGCCUGCCCUGCCAUGCACAGCUACAACUUUUUGUCAGUCACAACUCAGCCAAAAUUCAGCACCAAGCUUAGCUGUAGUGCACAACAGGCAAUUUGCAGCAACCACAAUAACCACAAGCUGCCUACAAAAUUAUCAGGCAGGAUUAUGCAGCACUUUGAUACAGUCUUCAAAAUCUGCAGGGCCUUUGCAGUUACCCAAACCUGUUGCACCUACAGUUGUGAACUAUCCAACGACACCCGCCAUAACCACAGCAAACAAUCAAACAUCUCCUCAAGCUCAACCUUACCUUACUUCUAACCCUCCCCUGUCACAAACACAUCUCUCGACAGCAGCAGACUUGUCAAACCCUGGAAGCAGAGCACAUGUCGGACCAAACACCCCAGUCGUACCUUGUCACAUUGUACCGUUCGACCAGGUGCAACCGGCUGCUCAGAAUGUAUUUCAUGUCCACACAGCAGACCUCCAGAUCUGCCUCCAGAUCAUAUCUGAUGAGCAGCUAGCCCUUAUUGAACCUCAGAUUGAGCGACCAUCAGGUUCACAGAGGGUCGACAUGGAAGCAGUGGCACCGGACGUUGUUCAGAGUAAGGCUCAAAGCUUUGCCACCAUAGAAAGUAGCAAUGAGAGAAGGGACCGUGACCACUCAGGCCAUGAAAAGGAGAUGGACAAAAGUGAGUCUUUACCCCCAGUUAACCCAAAGAAAAUAACAUCUCCACUUUCUGUUCAGUCUGGAAAAGCAGAACAAGAUGUUCACCUCACCAAGGACAGUAAUUCCACCCGGCCUGCAGCACCAGCUGAAUCUAUUCCCUCUGAAAAUUUAGACUCAUCACUACAACCACAAAAAUACGGUCAUGUAAACACAGUCGCAGAGACUGAGAACCCUGCGGGCGAUGUUAUGUCAACUGCCGCUUCACUCAGAGGUAUAAAGUCAGCAAGGAGCCAAACUUUAGAGGAGCAACAGGCCCUUUCUCAGAAUCGUGCUGAGGAGAAACUUUUACCGGACAGGAAGGUCAGCCAAGGUGGAGUGGUCUCACAAACACUCUCCAGCCAACACAAGCUCAGCAUGAGCUCUCUUUCUCCCAGUGCAGUAAAUCAAAAUAGCAUGAAAAGAGCAGCACCGAGCCAACACAAACUUAAAAAUCAAGGAGCCUCGUGUAAAGUAGGCACAACGAAUGCCAAGGGUGAAACCUCGGCAUACAAAGGCAGCAGGUCAGAAAGCGGAGAAUACCUCAAUCAGGCUGGUAAACCGUCAGUUGCUUCAUUAUCCAUCAAUAAAUGCAAACCUCUAAGACGCUUGAGCCCGCAAGCAUCCAUUUACUGCAGUGAUCAAGUGGAAUCUACAUUGUCUGAGAAUCUGAAUGCAUCCAAAUGUUCAAACAUGGGAAGUGAUAUAGUAGGACAUCCAGACGAUUCUGUCCCUUCCGUGGAAAUUACCCAACAUGAAUCACAGGACAUGAUCAGCUCUGCCCAAUCAGAAAGACGACUGGGUCAGUUUACAUCAGUGGACGAGCCCAAAGACACUCCAGCUGCAAGUAUUCAGAGCUCGACUGCAGGGCUAAUGGAGGGAGCCACCCAGGCAGGAUGUGAAGCCCAAAAGGAGCCACAGACACGAGACCAUGAAGUGAUUCCUGGGCAGCCGAACAGCACCGACUGGAGGCCGAAGCAGAGCCAAGAACCUGAAGAGACAAACCGCCAGUACUUGGAGGAGCAGAGCUGUAGUGGGGUGAUGGGAGAGGACAAGGACAGGGAGGUCAAGACCACUAAAGUGCCAUCCCAGUGGGGCAAGACUGAGUCCAACAGCAGAUACUCAGUUUUACCACAUGUGACAAAGCCAGAGGGAGAAGACAGAAAGGUCAAGGCGGAUUCCUUUAAAAACUCCUGGCUAUCCGAGCAGCAUCUUCCGCAUCUUUCCCAGACGCACUCAGGAAUGUCUGAAUACCCUCCACGGAGCUCAUCAGAUAACCUCAGUGUACCUGCCAGCAGCGCUCAGGCAAGCCUUUUCCAUUCGUCACAGCCUCCCGUGGAAAUGAACCACUUCUAUCUCUCGCAACAGAGCUGGGAAAGCAGCAGCAUCCACAACCAACAAACACAGCUUCGGUCAUCAGAAAAAGAUUUCGCAACAACUGACCCUUAUCUUCAACAGUGUCAGACAUUCUCGGACCAAAUCAGCACUACUCUGUCCGUUCAGCAAGGAAACAGCAGCACGACAGUCAGCUUUUGUAAUAAACUGCCAUCACUAGAUCACAAAGAUCCAAAUCUCCCACCUGAUGUUGGAUUACUAUCCUCCAGCCAAGUUUCUCAAAUCUGCAGAGCUGCUGCUGGAUUUAUGGGAGAAAUGUCAGAGAACAACCAGAACACCGGGUCUCAAUCGAAACCUUUUACAGAACCUGAGGAGAAACAGGACACUAUAGAGUCACUGAAUGACUACACCAGUAACUCUGGGAGAACCGACUUCCCCAACAAAUACCAGUCGAUCUUCUUGACUGGUCCGCUUCAUGGCUACCAGCCUGACUGUCUGACUGGUGCAGUGAGGCCUGUGCAGAGCUGCCAGGACUACACAGAAGACACCAGCAGCAGCGACGAUGAAGGAAAACUCAUAAUAGAGCUUUAAACGAGAGCUGGACGUACAUUCAUGUGCUUUAUUUGCUGUAGAUAUAUAUUUUGCAGAGGCACAGUUGCUCAGGAGGCAGAAAUAAUACCAGCGGUUGAGUUAACUGAGUGGACGGAGCACAUGAAACUCAAAAUAUGUCUAAAUGUGAAUAAAUAAUAAUAAAUAAAAUGGUUAAAAUGUGAAAGUGUUACAUCGAGAAGUCACAUAAUGUUGCACUCCUCUACAAAGUGUAAUUAGAACCAGGAAAAAACUGCUCAUCUUCUGCUGGUUUGGCUGUCAGGAAUCUCAGUAAUGAUAUUUCCCACGUGGCAAAACCACAGCUACUGGCACUUACAACCAAAUAAAAUCAAAUUAAGACAAAAACAGCUUCUCAUAGUAAUGAAAAACAAUACAUUGGAUGUUACCAAACCACUGCACAUAUGUAACAUGAUAAAAACAGCUAAUUUGGGCCCACUUUACAUGUACCUGGUGUGACUGCACAGCUCGUAAAGGGGACAGUCAUCAGAGAUCAAUGUGUAAACACUUGCAGUUUGGAAUAACUCGCGGUUUCACCUUCAUUCUGCUGACAGUAUAACACAUGUAGGAACUUGUUCACAAACCUGUAAUGCCCCCAACAAGCGCUCAUCUGUUAGCUGCAAGUGUGCUAGUUUUACAUUCCCUUCAUGUUUUUGCUUCACUUCAUGAGCACAGACAUGAAAGCUGUCGCUGCAUCUGCUACAGAAUUCUACAUAAUGUGUGAAUAUUAUGAGUUGGGACAACUGGAGUUUUUCCCGCCAUUUUUAAAACUUUUAUUGUUGCAGCUGCUUGCAGCCCCAAAACAGCUCUUAUGCUCUGAAUUGUUGAUCUAAGUUUAAGUCUGUUUUCUGUUUAACCACACUCUAAAUGCCUUUGUGAAUAAAUACGUUUGUAUUGAACUGAUUGGAAUCGAUUCGUACAUGAUUUGGUUGUAAUGCCUGCAACAAACCCAAUGGCUUUCGAGGAACUUUGAAGCAAAAUAUUGAAACAGACCAUAAACUAUAUGAGAAAAGAAAAUCAUGGGAAAAUAUUUACAUGUUGUUUUUUUGCCUUUGUAACCAUCAAUCAUAAACUUCUAAAGCUUACUUGCAAAAAGUAACUAAUUAAAUGCCAAAAAAUUAAUAAUUUCCUUAUGUAGAUGAACCUUUUAAGUUACAAUCAUUAUUAUGAAGGAUUGUAUUGACAUAAUAAUGUUGCAUCAGCUUAAUAUUGUGUGUCAUUUAAACUCUGCAUUAGUUGAUUUACAACCAAAUUCAAGUUGAGGUAACUUAAUAAAAUUAGGUUGAUGAAUUUUCUCUAACUUUACAUUCAGGAUUUCAAAUCCACUUCUUUAAUAUUGGAACAACUUUUUAUUUAUUUAUUUUUAAAUAUGCCAACUAAUUAUGAUUAAGUACAUGCAACUUAAUAAACAUUAUAAAUUAAAUGGAACUAGUAGUUGGAAUGGCUUAACUUUUAGAAAUAAUCUGUUGAAAGUUAUGUUUAGGCUGGCAAUCAUUCAAUAAGCAGUAAUAAAAAUGCACAUUUAGGUCGAUGUAGUUUGCUGGUUAAACGUAAUUUAAUUAGAAGCUGUCAUAACUCAAAAAAAAUAUGUAAACAUAAUUUUUUUUAGAGUGUGGGAAGCUUUGUGCUGCUUGUAGUCUGACAAUUUAUUCAUUUUUUUGCCUGUUAACUCAUUAUGAUGCAAAUAUCUGAAAUAAAUAUUUGGGAAUCAUUUGUAAUGUCUAGAAAUGGAAAAACAACAUGACUAUUUAUUAUGUUAGCAGCAAAUGAGCUAGCUUUACAAUACAAUUAUCUCCUUCCCACCUUUUUGAUCGGCUUCGUAAGUAAAAACAGGAACAUUGUGGCUCCUGCUGCUGUUUAACUCAACCAAUGAGAUUUUUUCUGCUCCUAAAAAUGCGGUUCACUUCCAUUCUGCUGACAAACACUUACAUGCACACAUAUUUUGCCAUAAUUGGUGUACCUUCCCACAGUGACUCCCGCUCAUAAAUUGCACUGUGUAACCUUCCCACACAACACCUGUUUGUGUGAAUCACGAACACAUGCUGCCAGAUAAUGGUUAAGUGAAUCUCUGCUGACAGUCGGAUCACCCAGGUGAAGCUGCUGUGGCUGCAGGGAGAAUGACCCUUUUACCCGUCUGGCUUUUGCAAUGAGUCAGCAGCUAUGAUAAGACAGCAGGAACAGGAAAGGUGUGGAUGUGUUGGAUUUUUGUAGAUAAAUUCAUAGCUAUAGCUCACGCUGACUUGCCUGUCACUCCUCAAGUCCAUUAAGUGAUUAGAAAACCUUUCUGGGUCUGUCAGUGCAUGUGUUCAGGCCUGUUUCCUGUCUGAUGAGCUGAUUGCGUUUUCUGACACACAGGAAAGGUAAAGGCACAAAAACUUUGCUUGGCCAAGCUGAUUUAUUAUUACUGUGUUACAAAUAUUAUUAUCUGUUUUGUGUUCAUUUUUCUAAUUUUAUAUUCUUGUUACAGAUUGCGUUCAUGAGCACAGCGGACUAAAGAAAGGGAUUCAUCUCAGAUUUAUUGCUCAUUGUUUUCUGUUUUCAAUCGCUUUCACAUCAAUUAAACUUUACCCAAAAACCUUU
Molecule: messenger RNA, 7866 nt
Organism: Amphiprion ocellaris (clown anemonefish)
Lineage: Eukaryota; Metazoa; Chordata; Actinopteri; Pomacentridae
Gene: znf831
Product: zinc finger protein 831
Exons: 3
Coding region: 1-5271 (1756 amino acids)
Source: RefSeq, a predicted model, not a curated record